AAUAGAGCCACUUGUUUGUCUGCUUGGUCACAGGCAGAUGGAUUUCGCUCGAACACAAAGCGUGUGAGUACGUGAGUGUUGUUGGAGGUUAAGGUGGUUAGUUAAUGGUUUCUAAAUUGGGAUUUUGUCGGUUGUUGGAGGGUGAAUUUAAUGCACUGGCGUAGCCCGGUGGUUGCCUAGUAACGCGCUGGCAGUGGGCGCCGUAGAGAUCUCUAUGGUGGGCGCUCCAUUAAAACCGUUGGCGCUCCUGACCUUGGCGUCGUGAAUGCGCAAAGCACACAGACUGUGCAAAGCAGGGAGAUAAGAGUAAAAGAUCUAUUUGAUACUGAAAAUCGCGGGGAUAUUUUACACGCACAUCUCAUUGUCCUGCAUCGAAACUGACGGGCAUGGUAUGGAGGAAAUGUCGACAUGGAGCGCGUUUCAGCUUGUGUAAAAGCAGAUCUGGAUGUACUGCAAUGAACAGUGGAAGACUGGGUGGACCAUACCAGACUGAGGUGAAAUUGGAUUUGAUAACCAUUGGCGUCAAAGGCACAGUGAGUGAUGUGUGUUUGACAGGGUCAGUGCAGAGGGACUGAGUGGACACUACAGUGUGCAUUUGUUUUGUCCAAGGGCGCCAUACUGCCCAGACCAUGUGGCUGGCUACCUUUAGAGACCAUCUGUUGCCUGCACACCUGCUACAUCAGCAAGGGACUGUAACCAUCACCCACUGUGCUCUUCUUUGGUGGAUAUUAUGUUCCUGCUGGUCAUUCACCAAGGCUACAAGCCAGAAAUUCUACCCAACAGUGACCACCCAGUUUGGAAAACUGCGAGGCCUCAGGGUUCCCGUGGCCACAGAGGUCCUCAGGCCCGUUGAUCAGUAUCUGGGUGUCCCCUAUGCUGCCCCACCAGUGGGUGAGAAGCGUUUCAUGCCCCCAGAGCAGCCCUCCUCUUGGUCAGGUAUCAAGAAUGCCACACACUUCAUGCCUGUGUGCCCUCAGAACAUCCACAACACCGUGCCAGAGAUCAUGAUGCCCAUAUGGUUCACCUAUAACCUGGACAUAGUUGCCACAUACAUUCAGGAUCAGAGCGAGGACUGUUUAUACCUAAACAUCUACGCUCCAACAGAGGAUGGGAGCCAACACAAGAAAAAGGGGGCGACUUUCUCACAUGCAGAGACUCAUAUAUCUGAAGAUAUAAGGGACUCUGAAGCUCGACCGGUGAUGGUCUACAUCCAUGGAGGCUCCUAUAUGGAGGGCACCGGGAACAUGAUGGAUGGCAGCGUGCUCGCCAGUUAUGGGAAUGUUGUUGUUGUCACGCUCAACUACAGAAUUGGAAUAUUAGGCUUCCUCAGUACUGGUGACCAGGCAGCUAAAGGAAAUUAUGGACUCUUAGACCAGAUUCAAGCUCUGCGCUGGAUAAGCAAAAACAUCGGUUACUUUGGAGGAGACCCGGGCCGCAUCACAGUGUUUGGGUCUGGAAUUGGUGCUUCUUGCGUCAGCCUGCUAACACUAUCACACCACUCAGAGGGUUUGUUUCACAGAGCUAUCAUUCAAAGCGGCUCAGCCCUGUCCAGCUGGGCUGUCAACUACCAACCGGUCAAGUACACUCGCAUGCUGGCUGAGAGAGUUGGCUGCAACGUCUUGGACACUGUGGACAUGGUCUCCUGCCUGCAGAAAAAGAGCGCUAAGGAACUGGUGGAGCAAGAUAUCCAACCUGCCAGAUACCGUGUGGCUUUCGGCCCUGUCAUAGAUGGAGACGUCAUCCCAGACGACCCGGAGAUCCUGAUGGAGCAGGGAGAGUUUCUUAAUUAUGAUAUAUUGCUGGGUGUUAAUCAAGGAGAGGGGCUGCGCUUUGUGGAGAACGUGAUGGACUUGGAGGACGGUGUGUCUGGCAGUGACUUUGACUUUGCUGUGUCAGACUUUGUGGACAGUUUGUAUGGUUAUCCAGAAGGGAAGGACACACUGAGGGAGACUAUUAAAUUCAUGUACACAGACUGGGCUGACAAGGACAACCCAGAGACCAGGAGGAAGACUCUGGUGGCUUUGUUCACAGACCACCAAUGGGUGGAGCCAUCUGUGGUGACAGCUGACCUUCACGCCCGCUACGGCUCACCCACCUACUUCUACGCCUUCUACCACCACUGCCAGAGCCUCAUGAAGCCUGUAUGGUCAGACUCAGCGCAUGGAGAUGAGGUGCCUUAUGUGUUUGGCAUCCCAAUGGUGGGCCCGACUGACCUGUUCCCCUGCAACUUCUCCAGGAAUGACAUUAUGCUCAGUGCUGUGGUUAUGACAUAUUGGACCAACUUCGCCAAAAGUGGGGAUCCAAACAAGCCGGUUCCACAGGACACCAAGUUCAUCCACACCAAGGCCAACCGCUUUGAGGAAGUGGCCUGGUCUAAGUACGACCCCUACGACCAGUUAUACCUGCACAUUGGGUUGAAGCCUCGUAUCCGGGAUCACUACCGCGCCACCAAAGUGGCCUUUUGGAAACACCUGGUACCACAUCUCUACAACCUCCACGACAUGUUCCAUUACUCUUCUACCACCACUAAGGUCACCCCACUGGACCCCACACAGUCCAACGGUAAGAGGUCUGGUAGUACUGGGCGGCCUCCUGUGUCUACUGCCCACAGCGGGGGCGAAGGAGGGAGGGAGAUGGGUCCACUGAUCAUGCCAAACCCCAGAGAUUACUCCACAGAGCUCAGCGUCACUAUAGCUGUAGGGGCGUCAUUGCUUUUCCUCAAUGUCCUGGCAUUCGCUGCUCUCUACUACCGCAAGGACAAGCGCAGUCGGCAGGACACGUCCCAGCAGCCCAGUCCCCAGCGUGACAGCAAAGGCAACAACGUGAGCCACAUCGCCAGUGUAGACGAGACCUUGUCAUCCCAGCAACGGAACCAGUGUGAAGCCCUUCACAACCCGCUUCACGUGUCUCCCAGCUUGGACUACUCACUCAGCCAGCGGCGUUCUCCUGACGACAUCCCUCUGAUGACACCCAAUAACAUCACCAUGAUUCCCAACUCCCUGAUGGGCCUCUCCAACAUGAGCCCCUACAGCACCUUCCCCGCUGGUUACAGCUCAGCAGGCCUGCCCAGCACCCACUCUACCACACGGGUAUAACCUGGCAGGUGACAGGUAGAUGUAGAGAACUGUGGCGUACUUAAAACAUGGAAAUGUAAAGCUGUAUUUAGGAUGUGUAGGUAAAAUAGUUUAUCUGUUUUGUCUUUUCCAAAGGUGUACAACCUCCAACAUUCUGCCUUUGCUCUCUCAUGAUAGGAAGUCUAACUGCAGUCAUUUUAUAAUAAUCAUGUUCAAAGGCAGUCAAAAAGAAAAAGUGCAUUUCAUUUUCCACUUUGGCUUUUUUGGAACUUUACCUAGCAAGAACUUAGUAUAAUGUUUAUACAGUUGGAUUUGUAUGGGAAGCUUUUUCUUACUCUGUGAUAUCUAUUUUGAUCCCCUGCAGUAUGUGGAACAAAGUGACAUUACAACUCAUGGUGGACAGAGAUCUGGGAAAAGCUGAAAAACAGUAUUAUUAUGAUUAUUAUUAUUAUCAUCAUCAAGCUAUUUUAUACAUAUUUCUCAUGGUACAUUGCUUAUUAUUAAAUUGUAUUUUUACUGUAAUUACUUUAAAAUGCCUUGUAACUCGCUCACGUAAGGAUUUUCUGUGGAAUCAUGACAACAUUGGAUUGAAAUUUUACUCAAAUGCUGGUUACUCAUGUGGUAAAAAUAUCCAGUUUAUCAAAAAUAUUUCUAUCUGGUGAUGCAAAAUACAACACCCCCGCGUGUGAGAGUGUGUGUGUCUGUGUGGGUGUGUGUACUAAGAAGUGCGCUACAAAAGUGUAAAUUAGGCAUUGUUUAAAAUUAACCAUUCAGUUUUAGUGUUGUGUAAUCUAUUGUAGUCUAUUUGAGUAUCCUUGCUAUAUUUUUGUUUUGCGUGUCUAUAAUUUUGUUCAAGACAUUAUAGGACUAUAACUUCUGCUUCACUAUAAAAGAAUUGCUUAUAAAUGUGUUUUUCAACUCUAACUCAUGGUUCUUUUGGCUUGGCUUGUUUGUACAGAAUAACUUAGACCAGCGUUUUAUUUGUUGUUUGUUUAUGAAUAAUGUAAGGUCUUCAGAAAGAUUACUGUAACUACAUUGUAAUUGUAUGUAUUCCAACUCAGUUAUUCACAUUUAAAAAGGAGUUUUAUUAAACUUACAGAUAAUCGCUCCUUCUCCAUGUGGUUUGGACCCUGUUCGUAUGAAGAUAUAUCCAGGGGUCACUCUUUACUGAAUGGACAUGAUGGACAUCAAGCUUUGAGAUUUGAUUUCUUUGAACCUAUCAUAAUGUUGUUUAAUCUAAAUGAGCCGACUAUUAAAAGAUUUUUGGAACUAAA
This is a messenger RNA of Sphaeramia orbicularis (orbiculate cardinalfish), 4348 nucleotides long. RefSeq names its product neuroligin 3b (gene nlgn3b). Lineage: Eukaryota; Metazoa; Chordata; Actinopteri; Kurtiformes; Apogonidae. The coding region runs from base 630 to 3095 and encodes 821 amino acids. The record is from RefSeq and is a predicted model, not a curated record. The transcript has 7 exons. Gene Ontology annotation, cellular component: membrane. Gene Ontology annotation, molecular function: neurexin family protein binding.